Heteronotia binoei (common prickly gecko) is the source of this 2280-nucleotide messenger RNA. Its product is annotated as zinc finger protein 414-like. The record is from RefSeq and is a predicted model, not a curated record. The transcript has 8 exons. NCBI's taxonomy places the organism in Eukaryota, Metazoa, Chordata, Lepidosauria, Squamata, Gekkonidae. Bases 71 to 1300 code for a protein of 409 amino acids.
GUCGCGAGCGGCUCGGCGGCGUCGUGAAAUGGCUCCCGAGUAGCUGCCCUCCCUGCUUCCCCGGGCGGCCAUGGACAAAGCGCCGUCCCCGGUGCCCGGCCUGCCGGCUCAUUCGGCCGCUGCCUCCCUCGCGUGCCAGGACCUCCGCAUCUUGCCCAGCCUCCCCCCACACAAAGGUGAGGAGGAAGAAGCCACAUCCUCACUGCAGGGUUGUCGCGAUCCGGGGUUGCUGGAAAGUCAGCCCAACCCUGUACUGAGCAGUGGCAGUGGGAUUCAAACCCAGGACCAGCGACUGCCAAAGCGUAGGCCUAUCCAAGGUAAAGUUCAAGGGAAACGCUACCAGUGCUCAGGUGAUGGCUGUCGCAUGGCUUUCCGGAGCAUGAGGGAGCUUUUGGACCACUUGAGCGUGCAUUACAGGCCCACACAGUCUCUGGAGGGCAAGACGUUCUGCUGCUCUGUUCUGGGCUGUGCGGAAACCUUUCCCUGCAUGCAAGACCUCGUGGAACACACAAAGAUACACUGCAAGCCAAACCGUUACUUCAAAUGCGAGAACUGUCUGUCGCGCUUCCAGACGCACCGCUCCCUCUUCAAACACCUGCACGUCUGCUCUGACCCCCGUGGCCCUUUGUCAGGCCCGCCGGAGGAGAAGCCUGCCCUCGCCGCGACCGCUGGGCUGGAGAAGGAGCCUCCGGGGAAGUCGCUGAACCGCCUGCCCAAAUUCCAGAGCGUCAUCCAGCAUGCCAAGAAGGAAGUUGUCCUUCCUGAGGGGACGGAAGCCACCUCCUCGGCCCUGGAGAGAGACUUGCUGCCCGCAGGACUCCCCAGCCCUUUGGGGCCUGCGCCGUUGCCCUCGCCAGCCUCACACCCCUUUUCUUUGUUGGAGCCCCCGCUUUUUGGACCGCCCUCUCCGGCUCGCUCCUCUGGGCCGCCUCACGCUCCAGUCCCGGGGCCCUUCUUGCCCUAUAUGCACCCCCCGCCCUUCCCUUUACCUCAGAACCGUCUCCGGCCGUACCUGCCCGGCCAAGGGCUUCCUGUCUCCAACGCUGUAUGGAAAAAAAGCCAAGGACACUCCUCCAACAGUCGCAUUGUGUGGGAACACACCCGGGGGCGCUACAAGUGCUUGCAGUGCUCCUACUCGACGGCAUCGCGGAAAGAGAUGACUCAACAUCUGGAGGACCAUCGCAAGAACGCCCCGCCGCCCGGCCGCCUGGAGGGGGAGAUGGACUUUGGAGUCAGCCUGCCCUCGUUCCACUCAAAGAUGCCGCCAGAAAUGGACGCCUCCCUCUACUCGUCGCUCUGAGGCUUCUUCUGCGUUGGCUUCAUUUCCUUCUGUUUUGUUUUCUGGUUGACCCUGGAAUGGGCCGGAGGAGGGGAUGCCGGCAAUCAGCAUUUGCAGCCUCCAGACAGCACCAGGCUGCCGAGAGGUGACUUCUACGCCUAUGGAGCCAUGGCUCUGGGUUGGCUUCUAAACAGCUCUUGGGGGUAUUCCUCCCUUCCCUUUUCAAACAUGCCCCCCACAGCCUUGUCUCUUAAUUGGCCACUUGCUGCUUGGCUGCAAUCUCAUUGGGCUAUAAAUAAAGGAAGGCAGCCAUCUUUGCGUACCACCUGGGCCGGAAGGUCCCACCCCCCACGGACACCGUGUUCCUUGCUUGCCUCGGCCUGCGUGGCUGUCCUGUCCCUGCAGGUCACAGAUGGUGGCUGCCCACAUCCUUCCCUGAGGAAGCCUCAGAUUUCACUGGGGAAAAGCCAGCCAGGGGUAGAGAAGUCACAAAAAAGGGCUUCUGGCUUUUGAAAAAAAAAAUAUAGGAAUUUGGGUUCAGUGGACCUAGUUGAUCCCACCAAUGGAUUGUUGCGAUGCCCUAGUGAUCUAGUUGCAGACUUUUAAAGGCCCGGGGGGGGGGGGGUUGGAGGGAGUGGCAGCCAGAGGGGUUUGAGGCAGGGAAAGCCCACCCUGGACAAGGUUCUUCCCCCCCUCCCCCUCCAAGGAGACGGAAUGCCACGUAGGGAGGGGGCCCAAGGGUGUGUGUGGUGGUGGAAGGAUUAGCAGUUAUUCUUUAGGACUUUAAAUGGAUCUAGAAACCUUUUUUGUGCAUUUUUCCUUCCUUUGACCCUUUUAAAAAGAAAAAUACAAGUUUGGUUUUUCUUGCUUUAAGGCAAAAACCUUUUCCUCUUUCUAGAUGGUUAUCAGACUUGCUCAGGUUUGUUAGUGGGCUGCUGCUGCUUUUGAAGAGAUAACAAAACGAGACUUAGCUCUUGCAAAUAAAUGGGAAUUGUACAGAG